This is a messenger RNA of Naegleria lovaniensis, 1776 nucleotides long. RefSeq lists its product as uncharacterized. The coding region runs from base 1 to 1776 and encodes 591 amino acids. The record is from RefSeq and is a predicted model, not a curated record. The transcript has 2 exons. NCBI's taxonomy places the organism in Eukaryota, Heterolobosea, Eutetramitea, Acrasida, Naegleriidae.
AUGUCACAACACAACCAGCCUUCAACAGAACGGCUCUAUCAUGACCUUCUCUCGGAUGAAUCGUUUUUUAUUCAUUAUUUUCUUUCAGAAUUCGUGGAACCCAAAGAACUGCUUGGUGUGUGGUGUUUAACCAAUUCGAAAUGGAGACGUGACAUUCUUCAUUCCGAGCAUUUGUGGGCCCGAAAAUUUCAACAACGAUUUUACACCUUGUAUGAUCUCAUUCAACGUUGGAAGGUUAUGGAAUAUUAUAAACCUUCUCAAUUUCAAAUGCUGGAAGUUCUAAGUAGAGAAUUGACAAGAAAAAACGUUCACCAUUCAUUUCAAAAUAAUAAUGAAUCGAAAUGGGCACAAGAAAUGCUUUUACAAGAUUCGGGUAGUUUGCUGAAGAUGGAACUUGGAACCCUUAGAUCCAAAUACGAACAUGUGCAAUUGGUGUCUUACAUGUAUUGUCAUUUUGCAUUUUACUCUGAAAAUUACUGUGGUGUUCGUAGUGAACCGAAAUCAAAACGAAUGGAUACGAAAAACUUGUCCUUGAAUUUUAUUUAUUUUCGAUAUUUUACGUUUUUGGCUUUUGGAAUAUUUAGUUGGCCAACCAUUAGUGUAAAGUUUAAGGAUUUGUACAUGCAACUCUUGUACAAAAUAAUGUCGAGAUUUAGUUGUCCAUUACUAUUACUCUAUUUAGAGACCAAUUUAGAACAAGAAUGUCAACAAUUGUUAACAGAGUUAGGUAUCCUUCCACCAAAAUCUCUUUCCGACACGAACGGCCACUCUAAAGAACACAUUCUCAAAACAAUUCUUUUCAAUGAGAAUUAUUUAUCUCAAUUAAUUUUAAGAAUGGAACUCAAAGCACAUGAUCCCUAUGGGGAACACCAAUACGCGACUUCUCUCGAGUUACCUCUUCGCUAUCCUCUCGGAAGUAUCAUUCAAGAAAUGAGCUCUGAUUUACAAAUGACGAUUAUUCAAGAAAACCAAGGUUCCAUAUCUUCUCCUCUCAACAAACCCUCGAGUUAUUAUCAAGUAAGGCUUUUGGGAACUACAACGAGUAACGUGAUCACGAGGAUUGGUGAAUCUUCGAAACGUUAUUUUUUACAGCGACUGAAGCGCAUCGUGUCGAAUUUGGCGCGAAAAUCGCAACAACUCGCUACUGCCACGGACACAAUGAUUCAGAAUGGAAUUGUUGAGUUUGGUUCGAAUUUGUUAUUGUGCAAGCAUUUGGAUGAAUUUCCCUCGAGGUUAGAAAUUUCUCAAUUAUUGGAUGGUUCCAAUGAUCAAGAAAGCGAAAUAUUAAUGUAUUCAAACAGGGUCUCGUUCACAGGGUUCGAGAGAGAGUAUGGAAAAGCAUGGGAUAAAUGGGAACGAUAUGGAUUUCACAUGAAAAGAAGUACGCGUAAACAACGCUAUUCACAAGAAACAUUCAAAAGUAACGAGUCAGCAAGAGACUUGAAGACUUGCAUCGAACGGUGUACAUGUCGAUAUCUGAAAUUAAUCUUGUUGUCAGAGCCAUUCUAUCAAAAUUUGUUCGAUCAUGGGGCGAAAGAAUUAGGAAUCGAGAUCGAUUACGACCAGUGUAAAUUGAUGUUCUUUGGGGUAGCGUUAAUGAUGUUGCCGUAUUUGAGUGAAAUUGUAGAAUUUCGAUUAUUGGAAUGCAUGUCUGCCAAUACACGUAUGUUCAGUCUGAUACAAGAGGAGCAUGUAAUUAAGGCAAGACAACAGCUCAAUGAGUCCAUGCAAAAGAUGAGUCACCAUAUGGGUUUCCUGGUUCAUUUAAAAUUUUAA